AUGACAAACUCCCGUCCCACGCUCCAUCCACCUUCGGCACCUCAACACGAAAAGCACAAACCCAGCACCAGCACCAAACUCAACCUCAACAUCCAACACUUCGACGGUCUCGCAUCAUUGCGCCCUACGAGACACUUGCCAAGCAUGUCCUACUCCUUCUCCCUAGAAAUUCCCUCCACGGACUUCGCCGAGCCGAAAAUGCCCGCCCGCCUAAACUGGCUCGAAGUCUGCGAGGUCAGCUCCACGAACCCUGCGAACCCGCGUCCGCCCAAAUUCAACGCUGUCUACCAACAGCGGAAAGUACGCAUCAUCCGCACUCUGCAUCCGCGCGCCUUCUUUGUAAAGGACGAGCUGGGCUAUCCGGUCAAGAUCGUCAUGCCGCAGGACUACACUGCGCAAGUCGGAUAUGUGCACCUGUUCUACCCGGAAGACUGGGCGGAGUUGCCGAAGCCGCUGGGGUUGGAAGGCGUCAAGUGGCCGCCGAAGCGUGCGCAGGCGUUGUUGCGCGCGGACGGGAGCGAGCGCUGCGUGGGCUGCGAGAUGAAGACGAACGCAGACGAUGAUGUGUGGACGAGGGACUACGCACAGAUGUUGAAAGCCGGGCACAAGGUCCGCUUCCUCGCCCGCGACGGGCGGUGGACCAAGGGUAAAGUAUUACGGAACAUUUCCGUCAAGGAGAUGGUUGUCGUAGCUACCGGCAAAGACCUGAAAGAUGAAGUCGAAGUCCCCUGGCUCGCUAUCAAGCCUUCAGAACCGACUCCUUCCGAUCCUCAGCCGCAGCUGUGCAAGUGUAACAUCUCCCGCUGGCAUUCUUACAGUCAGCGCUGGCACAAGCACUUCGAGCUGCGCAUGAUCCCCUCCCCCACCGAUCCCGACACAACACGAAACGGAGAGAAGCUAGGCAUUGACUACAAGGAAGUAGCCGCAGCAGCCGUCAGCGUCUUCGCAAAGCACUACGUUCCUUCCAACCGCCCCAUCGGCGAACUCAUCGGCGUCCUCAAGCCCGAUCUGUCGCACUACUCGCCCUCCGACCCCGCAAUCCGCGACCGUACCGUCUCGCCACCAUCGCGCCGCUCAGAGGCAGAGAUACAGAAGUACCGGGUCUCUGUACCCAUCGGAGUGCUUCCUCCAGAAGAAGAGGCAGGCGAGAAUGCAGGUGGCGACGCCAUGGAUAUCGACAACGGCAACCUGACAGCACCAGACACCAUGGACCUAGACCAGCAACAGGAAGAGGGAGAGGGAGAGCAGCGAGGCCGCCGUCCCUGCCGCCGCGAACCCACAUACGCCCUCAUCGACAACUACGCCUUUGCCAACUUCACGCGCUUCAUCCGCCACUCGUGCAAUCCCACAGUUGAGCGCUACACCGCGCGCUACGGCAAGGUGCGCAUGGAAGUUUACUUCACGCGGCGGGCGGUCUACCCUGGCGAAGAGAUCACAGAGGACUUCGGGCUGGGGUACUUGCGCGCGAUUGGUGGUUGUGAGUGCGGGGCCGAGGGAUGUCAGUUGCCCAAGGCUCCUGCUGCGCCUGAGCCUGCGCAUGCGAAUACGGCGAUGUGA
This is a messenger RNA of Trematosphaeria pertusa, 1557 nucleotides long. RefSeq lists its product as uncharacterized. Gene Ontology annotation, molecular function: protein binding. The transcript is spliced from 2 exons. Bases 1 to 1557 code for a protein of 518 amino acids. NCBI's taxonomy places the organism in Eukaryota, Fungi, Ascomycota, Dothideomycetes, Pleosporales, Trematosphaeriaceae. The record is from RefSeq and is a predicted model, not a curated record.